Molecule: messenger RNA, 934 nt
Organism: Drosophila willistoni
Lineage: Eukaryota; Metazoa; Arthropoda; Insecta; Diptera; Drosophilidae
Gene: Orc6
Product: origin recognition complex subunit 6
Exons: 2
Coding region: 50-814 (254 amino acids)
Biological process (GO): DNA replication initiation; DNA replication
Cellular component (GO): nuclear origin of replication recognition complex
Molecular function (GO): DNA binding
Source: RefSeq, a predicted model, not a curated record
AUUCGCGCCAAAAAUUUUUGUUGAUUUUAUUUAGCAGUUAUCUAUCACGAUGACCACCUUAAUUGAACAACUAAUCACAAAAAUGGGUCUUAGAGACGAGCCAAAUGUCCUGGAAAAGACCACGGAGCUAGUGCGUCUGCUUGAGUUGCGGUCCUCAAAUGUCCCUUUGCAAAUUAACGAAUACGGGAAAAUAGUCAUAUGCGCCGACUUGGCAUCUUGCCUUCUGGCCAUAGGAUUCGAUAAGGAGCAGGCCUUGAAAUUGUCGGGUCUGCGUAAGAGUCACUACCAAAACACCAAACGGACAUUGGAAAAACUUCUAGAUCUCAAUAAAUUAGUCAGUGUCAAUGAUAUUUGUGUUCAACUCAAUCUCAACGAGGUUUCACGCAAGGCCGGUGAAUUAAUGACUCUCUUCAAAGCCGUAGUUGCAUCUGAGAAUUCGGAAAUUGAUACGGAUCAUCCUCAAUAUGCGGCUAUAGCUGUAUUCCAUGCCUGCCGCCUAAUGAAACAUAAAGUUUCCAAGACCAAACUUAUGCCAUUUAGUAAUCUGCGUCCCACACAAUGGCAACAAUUGGAAUUGCAAUGGGAACGCAUGAUUACCAAACACUACAAGGAGGUCAAGGAUAUAGGAAACAGUGCCAAUAAUUUAGAAGAUAAACUAAAACAGAGCCAACAAGAUAACAUAUUAAGAACACAAACCUCAAAGAAGUCUGAACCCGAAACAGAGGACUAUGAUAAAUGGAAAUCUCGCAUGUUGGCCAUGGCUCAAGCCAAGCUAAAAGAAUUGGAAGCCACUGCUCCUGAGGCAACGAUUUAACCAGUUUUAGAUGCCCAGUCUUAGGUUUUCAAAUACAAAUACGAAAAUUAUGUGAGUACAAACAUAAGUGAACUUAAUUUAUUAUUUUAGCACCUUGCAAUAAAAAACAUAUAAAAAAUG